AUGAUUUUAUGCAUUUCAUAUAAAACCAAAGCCUAGCAGGUGUAGAGAAAUAGUCGUGAAGAAGCGUCAGUUCAGUGCAGACACAGGGAGAGUGAUUUGUGUGUGGAAAAAUCGUGUGCAACGCCAUUGGUCGCCAUGAAGCAACUUUUGUUCAUCGCCUGUCUGCUCCUUGCGCUUCAAACAGCUGUUGCUGUGGAACACCUCGAAGAGGCGGAAGCGUCCAAUGAACACGAGCAGGUCGUGCCACAGAUUGCGCAGGAUUAUGAGCACCAUGAACCGCACGAUUAUUACGCUUACCCGAAGUACAAAUUCGAGUACGGCGUUAAGGAUCCGCACACCGGCGACCAGAAAAGCCACUGGGAGGAACGCGACGGUGAUGUUGUAAAGGGUGUCUACUCGCUGUACGAACCGGACGGAACGGAACGCGUGGUGGUGUAUCGGGCCGACAAACUGCACGGCUUCAAGGCGCACGUCAAGCACAUCACCCAUGGUGGCCACGUGCAGUCGCACGGCCAGGAGCACGCCUACCUCGGGGAGGUUCACGGUGAGCAUGGCUACAGCUACAACAAUCAACACCUGGAGUAA
Molecule: messenger RNA, 585 nt
Organism: Anopheles marshallii
Lineage: Eukaryota; Metazoa; Arthropoda; Insecta; Diptera; Culicidae
Exons: 2
Cellular component (GO): extracellular matrix
Source: RefSeq, a predicted model, not a curated record